UAUCAAUUUCGUGAAUUGAAGAGAUUUACCCUUUUUUUAGAACGGGUACCUUGAGAUUUGCCCAAAAGCUAUGACAGUGGAGUGGAUAGGGAGGGAAGUGGAGGGUGGAAGUCGAAUCUAGAACAAGCACACUGCCUCUCAGCUGUAGGUUAAGGAAGAGUGACGAUAAACCGGGAAGAAGAUUGACUGUUGAAGAGCAAUGGCCUCCGUCGAAGCAUUCCCUUCACUGUAUUCCUUUUGCAGAACCAACAAUUGUUUUCUCAUUUCUAAUUCCACUUCUUUGACUACUUCAGUCCAUUGUCUUCGUCUUGGAACAAACCGCGUCUCCAGUCGUUCUCUGCACUUCACAAGGAAGAAGAACACAGAAUUCAGGAGAAUUAGGUCAGUUACAGAGGAAACCCUAGUUCCGGAAGAGCAGAAGGAAGAAACUCCUGUUGAUCAGCCAGUUUCGAUCCCGGUCUCGCCAUCCGACAUGCUUUCUAUGUUCUUCCAGGCAGAAGGAAUAAUGGAUGAAUCGGCCAUCCCUACUGUGGCCAAAGCCUUGGAGGAAAUAGAGGGUGUCAGUGAUUUAAAAGUUAAAAUCCUUGAAGGUAUUGCAAGUGUUGAGUUAACAAAGCAGACAACGGUACAGGCUACAGGUGUGGCUUCCAAUUUGGUUGAGAUCAUACAAGGAUCUGGGUUCAAGUUACAGACAUUAAAUUUGAGUUUUGAGGAUGAAGAGGACAGUGCUAACUAGAGUUUGUGCAAUAAACUGUAUAGGCCUUCUUGACAAGCAUGUGAAUCUGAAGAGGUUGGAGAAGUGGCUCAGUCUGUACUGCAAUAUGAUAUUCUCAUACUUGCCCACAUUCUGGUUCAAUGGGGUGCACACAAUUAGGAAACACUGAACAAGCGGGUUCAUCUUUUCCCAUGAUCAUGCAUUCAUGCCACAAAAACUUAUCUAGUUGGAUUGCUGUAACUUCACAAAAUCUGAUACUCCAUUCUGAAAUCAAUCAAGGUUGAAUUGAAAACACAUGCAUUAGGACAAUAGUUAAAUGCUUCUUAAAUUAUUUUUCAGCAUGAAAAUAAACUCAUUGUCAUCUCCUAGGCCCAAGCUGUCUACAGAAACGCAAAGGAUGGUUGUUAGCCCAUCAAUCUGUAAGAUUACAAUUUUUGGAUCUGACAGGUUAAAUCUAAGUUGUGCUCGGUUGUGAGCAAAUUUAAUUUGUUUUAA
This is a messenger RNA of Nelumbo nucifera (sacred lotus), 1210 nucleotides long. RefSeq lists its product as uncharacterized. The record is from RefSeq and is a predicted model, not a curated record. Gene Ontology annotation, molecular function: metal ion binding. Gene Ontology annotation, cellular component: chloroplast. NCBI's taxonomy places the organism in Eukaryota, Viridiplantae, Streptophyta, Magnoliopsida, Proteales, Nelumbonaceae.